CUAUUUUAAUGAAAAAAACUGAAUUUUAAUUCAUCUAAUUUGUUUAUGAAUGGAAAAUGUAUUCUGGAUUUCGUUUUCUUUUACAUUUUCAAUCGAAACCUGUCUCGUUUAAUUGAUAUGGAAAGAGCUUUUGCAUUUGAAGUGAAUCCAUUGACGAACUUGGUUGGCUUGAAAAUGCAAUCUCAUCUGAUUCAAUUGCAACACUUGAAAUAGUGACAAUCUUACUUGUUGCUUGUUCUUCAUUCUUAGCAGUACAAUCUACUUUGGACAUUUUCAAGCUUCCAAAAUUUUCCCAUCACAUUAUGUUCUGUUUGGUGGCUGAGAAAAUGUUGCAUGAAAGAAAAGAAGAUUUCGAUUUGUGACACCUGUGUUAUUAUUUGACAAGGUCAAAGCGAAUUCUAGUUCACUGAUGAUCUAAAACAUAAAAAAAAAUGAAAUGUCCAAUAAAGAAGCAAUGGAGACUUUGUUUUUAGAAUUUCUUGACAAUAAAUGCUACCUAAUCUCAUGAUUAGUUGUAAUUUUGGUUUUCAUAUCUUAACAGCUUUCCAUUCUUAAUGUUUUAUUUUUCUUAAUUCUUGUUAUUUCUCUAUGAAUUUCUAAUACUUGGUAUUAGUCUUUGGGAGGUUGGGUUGCUUCAAAGUCUAAAGGCGAUAAAAGGGGAUUUAAGUAAUGGACCGCCGCUGGCCUUGGAAGAAAAAAUCAUCUGAUAAAGCUGCUGCCGCUGCUGCUGCUACUUUGGCUUCAGCUGCAUCUGAAGCCGAUUGGGAUAACUACAAAAAAUCAAAAUAUGUUCAAAUUUCCGUGGAAUCAUAUUCACAUCUCACUGAUUUGGAGAAUCAACUAAUAACAUAUGAAGAACAAGUUCAGACAUUGGAGGAUGAGAUUAAAGACUUGAAUGAAAAGCUCUCUGCAGCCAAUUCUGAGAUUACUAAUAAGGAAGACUUGGUGAAACAGCAUACUAAAGUUGCAGAAGAAGCAGUCUCAGGUUGGGAAAAAGCUGAAGCAGAGGCCUUGGCAUUGAAAAAUCACCUGGAAUCGGUUACACUUUUGAAGCUCACAGCUGAAGAUAGGGCAUCGCAUUUGGAUGGUGCUCUUAAAGAGUGCAUGAGGCAAAUCCGAAAUCUGAAGGAGGAACACGACCAAAAGCUGCAAGAUGUGGCAAUUAGCAAAAACAAGCAAUGUGAAAAGAUUAAGCUUGAUCUUGAAGCUAAGAUAGCUAAUUUAGACCAAGAGCUGCUUAAAUCUGAAACUGAAAAUGCUGCAAUUUUAAGGUCCUUGCAAGAACGUUCUAACAUGCUGAUUAAGAUUAAUGAAGAAAAAUCACAAGCUGAGGCAGAGGUUGAGAUUUUGAAGGGUAAUAUUGAAUCAUGUGAAAGGGAAAUAAAUUCACUGAAGUACGAACUCCAUGUAGUUUCCAAAGAGUUAGAAAUUCGUAAUGAAGAAAAGAAUAUGAGUAUGAGGUCUGCAGAAGCAGCUAACAAGCAGCAUAUGGAGGGUGCCAAAAAGAUAGCAAAGCUAGAAGCAGAGUGCCAAAGAUUGCGUGGUCUUGUGAGGAAAAAGUUGCCAGGUCCUGCUGCGCUUGCCCAAAUGAAGCUAGAGGUUGAAAGUUUAGGACGGGAUUAUGGAGAUACACGACUAAAGAGGUCUCCUGUCAUGCCUUCUACUCCACAUCUGUCCACUGUGACUGACUUUUCUGUUGACAAUGCACAGAAAUUCCAUAAAGAGAAUGAGUUUCUCAGAGAACGUUUAUUGGCAAUGGAAGAAGAAACAAAGAUGCUGAAAGAAGCUUUGGCAAAGUGUAACAGUGAAUUACUGGCUUCUAGGAAUCUGUGUGCUAGAACGUCUAACAAGCUUCAGACAUUAGAAGCACAACUUGCCAUCAUCAACCAACAAAGAAGUCCCUCAAAAGCGAUUGUUCAGAUUCCUGCUGAACCAUACUCAAGUCAAAAUGCUAGCAAUCCACCGAGUGUGACAUCUGUAUCUGAAGAUGGAAAUGAUGAUGACAGGAGCUGUGCCGAUUCAUGGGCAACAGCUUUGAUCUCCGAGCUCUCACAAUUCAAGAAGGAAAAGAGCACUGAGAAGUCAAAUAAAACUGAAAAUGCAAAGCACUUGGACCUUAUGGACGACUUUCUUGAGAUGGAGAAGUUGGCUUGUUCUUCAAAUGAUUCAACUGCAAAUGGUGCAAUCACCAUUUCAGGUUGUACCACCAAUAAGAUUUCUGAAACUGUUAAUGGUGUUGCUUCGAGAGAGAUAUCUUGCAAGGAACUCCAGUCUGAAAAGCAGCAUGAUUUAUCUCCAUCAGUAAAUCAUGUAUCUUCAAAUAUGGAUUUGUCAGUAGUGUAUCCUGGAUCUGAUGCAGACAAAUUGCCCGUUAUGAGGCUUCAAACAAGGCUCACUAUGGUGCUUGAAUCAAUGUCUAAGGAUGCUGAUGUGCAGAAAAUUCUGGAGGACAUCAAAAGCGCUGUGCAGGAUGUACAUGAUACCCUGAGCCAGAACCCUGUAAAUGGUAUCUCUGAGGAAGUGCAUGACUCUGAUGGCACAUGCAAUGGACAGGCUUAUCCUGGAGAUAGUAGUUUAACUGCAGAGAAGGAAAUUGCUAAGUCCCCAGGUGAUAUGGUGACUUCAGAAACUGUGCAAAUUAUAAGUCAAGAAUUAGCUGCUGCGGUUUCUCAGAUUCAUGACUUUGUACUGUCCCUGGGAAAAGAAGCAAGAUCAGUUGAUGACAUAUCUUCUGAUGGCAAUGGAUUAAGCCAAAAAAUUGUUGAGUUCUCUGUCACCUAUGAUAAGUUCUUAUGCAGCAAUGUGAGUUUGGAUGAUUUCAUUUUCAAUCUUUCUACCGUUUUAGCCAAAGCCUGUGAACUAAGAUUCAAUGUGCUUGGCUACAAGGGUAAUGAAGUGGAAAUCAAUAGUCCUCAUUGCAUAGAUAAGGUUGCUUUACCAGAAAAUAAAGUAACUCAAAAGGAUUCAUCAGGAGGAAGAUAUCAAAAUGGCUGUGCUCACAUUUCAAAUCCAACUUCCAAUCUUGAGGUUCCUGAUGAUGGAAACCUGGUCUUGCACUAUGAAUCAAAACAAUUGAGCAAAUUCACUCCAGAAGAGUUCGAGGGAUUGAAGUUGGAGAAAGAAAACAUGGCAAUGAAUCUUUCCCGAUCUACUGAAAAUCUGGAGAUGACUAAGUCUCAGUUACAUGAAACCGAGCAGCAUCUAGCAGAAGCUAAAUUUCAAUUGGCUUCUGCUCAAAAGUCAAACAGCUUGGCUGAGACACAGCUCAAGUGCAUGGCAGAGUCAUAUAGAUCACUUGAAACACGUGCAGAGGAGUUAGAGACUGAGGUGAACCUUCUACAGGUAAAAAUAGAAACUCUGCAAAAUAAGCUUCAAGAUGAAAAAGGAAGUCAUCAUGAUGCUUUAGCCAGAUGUAAGGAACUAGAAGAGCAGUUGCAAAGGAACGAGAGCUGUUUUGUUUGCUCUUCAGCAGCUGAUAAUGACCUCAAGAGUAAGCAGGAGAAAGAAUUAGCAGCUGCAGCAGAGAAAUUAGCAGAGUGUCAAGAAACCAUAUUCCUUCUUGGCAAGCAAUUGAAAUCUUUGCGCCCUCAGACAGAUAUGAUGGGAUCACCAUACAAUGAUAGGAGCCAAAAGGAUGAAGGUUUCCAUGAGGCCGAACCCACUACCAGCGGAUUGAACUUGCAAGACUUAGAUCAGGCAGAGAUAGACACUGCUGCUUCUGGCAAUGCAAGCAGAACAGGUGCGGAGUCCCCCAUGGAGUCAUUUAACAUGCCAUGCAGCCCAUCUGAUGUUGAAUCAAACAUUUUGAGAUCACCGAUCAAUUCAAAUAAUCUAAAACACAAGUCUACCAUGCCAAGCACUUCAUCUACCUCGUCUACCCCAACGCCAGAGAAACAUUCACGAGGCUUUAGCAGAUUCUUUUCCUCCAAAGGGAAGAAUGGUCAUUAAGCUGCAGCUCGUGGGCAUCAAAGUUGAUGAUUGAGGAGGCAACUUAAUAAAAAUAAGAAGAACCAAAGUUUAGAAACCUCCAUAUUCCUUAUUCGAUGCUAGAAACAGCUUCGAGGAGGGGUCUUUACUUUGGUAGCCGAAGUGUUUUCAUGGGUUUCACAUUGUGAAGUGAUGCUUGGACGUCAAAGUAAUUUUGUAACUAACGACUGUAUGUGGCAUCCAUCUGUAUUAAAUAUUUUUUCCUCCCUUCAAUCCCCUUUGUUAUUUGCCCAAGUGAAUGCGACGUAGUUCUGUACUGUUCAAUAUAUUCUGAAUAUUACUGUAUUUGGCAGUUUCUUUUGAAGCAACCAAAGAGCGGAGAAGAAUUUAAAGGUAAUACAUUUUCCAUAAUCGUAUCCUACAACAAAUUUAAUUAGUGUUUCUGGAAAAGGUUUCGACUUUUGACAGAUUAUUUGCAGGUUUAAUGCCUUAAUUGUAAAUCUAAAUGGGCUGGGGCCAUGCAGGGAUGAGAGAGAGCUAUUUUCAGCAUGUUAACCUUUUUAUCUUCCAUUUUUUCCGGGCCCACCUAAAAUUUACUCUUUAGAAGGGAUGAAG
Molecule: messenger RNA, 4542 nt
Organism: Durio zibethinus
Lineage: Eukaryota; Viridiplantae; Streptophyta; Magnoliopsida; Malvales; Malvaceae
Product: filament-like plant protein 4
Source: RefSeq, a predicted model, not a curated record